GGGAGAACGGGUGGGCUCAAAUACAGGGUAGACUUGAUAAACAUCUUCCUCUCAAGUUAUGGAGUGUCAACGCCCACAAUUUUCUUCCAUCGUUAUCGUGCACAGAAAGAACUAAACCGGCAAAGAUGGCGAGCAACUCUAGCGGAACGAUGCCCGCUCAUGGAUCGCCAAGUAUGGAGCUUACCCCUGACGACGACGACGAUUUCAGGCCUGCAACCUCUCCUUAUGGCGGAAUACUGUCCCAGCUGUGGUUCAAGGGGCAAGGGCCUCUCUACGUGCCAAAUGGACUGCUCCAGGGAAGUCCAGCAUUCGCUGAUCGCCACGGCGGAAGCAACAUCCUUACAAUCCAGGAUGUCUCCUUGGACGCGGGCCACGUCAUCGUUCACUUCCUAUACAAAGGAAGAUACCAGUGUCUCAAGCCAAAAGGAGAAACUGCUCAGGACAAACGGACCGCAGAAUUUGCGACUAGUCUUCGAGUGUAUUCUGCGGCCCGGGACUAUCGCCUGCCUCGUCUUCGCAUUCUAGCAACCAGGGAAAUCCGGAGACUUGGAGAUGGCCUCAGCCUUCCUUGUAUGUUGGAUAUCCUACACGACGAGCAUCCCAAUCUCUGCGACGAAGAUGACUGGCUUGAAACAUACAUCGCUUCACGAACUCGGUCCGAGCUUGACGAUCUCGACAGACCCAAGGCAGAAAAUCUUCUGGUUGAGAUUGGGAGCGCCACAACCAUUAACGGGGUGCUACUAAGGGCCGUUGUCUCCAGGGAGCUGGAAGAGAGGGAGGUCUUAGCAGAAGAGCUAAAACAGACCCGUCGGGAAUUGGAUGCACAUCGCGCAACAAUAAAACAGCUUACAACAGCAGACUCGAUAAACCAGCCGCCAUCCGUGGACCAUGUUAAUCUUAAGCCAGCUGCAGAAGCGUGCCCUGUGGAGGCCGAGGUGCCAGUUGAGGACGGGGUCCCGGCAGGUGACGAGAUACCCUCAGCGGAGGAGGGUUAUCAUAAAGUGGCUGAAGAAGACUUCUACGCACCUGCCGAUGUUGCUCCAGUCGAGAGCCAACCUGAUUCCGUUCACGGCCAUCUUCCAUCCGACACUGACUUUGAUCAAUCAAGUCAGUAUCACCAGCGUGAAGAUUCAAAUCUCGGUCAGGAUCUUACAUCGGCUGAACCAGGUGGCGAGUGGCAACGUGAUUACGAUUCGCUGAUGCGAAUCACUCAGGAGCCUUCAACGCCUCUUUCUGCGGAAAAGAAGAAGACGAGGAAGGAUAAGAAGAAGGCCAAAAAGGUCAGAAAGACGGAUUCUCCACCCGAACCCCCGUCUUGCGUCGAGGUUGAGUAAAGGCCGAGAAGCAGGCAAAACGUGCCAAAAAUCCCACUGUGGAGGUCGACAAGGAGCAAGCAGUUCUUGUUGAAGCGCUUGAUGGAACCUGGCCCUGGUAGAGUCUUCUAUGCCGCCCAGGACAAAGGUGCGUUCACAAGGGGAGGUGAUGCUGGGAGGACAGGUUAUACGUACCUUUAUACAUUCUACCUACUAGCUUAAGCAAUAAAGCAUACGGC
Ilyonectria robusta is the source of this 1552-nucleotide messenger RNA. RefSeq lists its product as uncharacterized. The coding region runs from base 126 to 1334 and encodes 402 amino acids. The record is from RefSeq and is a predicted model, not a curated record. NCBI's taxonomy places the organism in Eukaryota, Fungi, Ascomycota, Sordariomycetes, Hypocreales, Nectriaceae. The transcript is spliced from 3 exons.